Messenger RNA from Echinococcus granulosus, 543 nucleotides. RefSeq names its product Vacuolar protein-sorting-associated protein 25. The transcript is spliced from 2 exons. Gene Ontology annotation, molecular function: structural molecule activity; protein homodimerization activity. Gene Ontology annotation, biological process: protein transport to vacuole involved in ubiquitin-dependent protein catabolic process via the multivesicular body sorting pathway. Gene Ontology annotation, cellular component: ESCRT II complex. The coding region runs from base 1 to 543 and encodes 180 amino acids. The record is from RefSeq and is a predicted model, not a curated record. NCBI's taxonomy places the organism in Eukaryota, Metazoa, Platyhelminthes, Cestoda, Cyclophyllidea, Taeniidae.
AUGCCAAGUGCAAAUGAGGAAUUUUCCUGGCCAUGGCAGUACGACUUUCCACCCUUCUUUACACUCCAACCGAAUGAGGAGACCCGUCAUAAGCAAAUGGAUGCCUGGUGCCAAUUGGUGUUAAGCUAUUUUCAGAGCAAAAAAUUAUUCUCUGUCGAUGUAUCCACUCUCAUGACUUCCCGGUGUGAGCUCUUCAGUAAUGCAAAAAUCAACCGCAAAGCAAAUCCACAACUCAUUCAGACCAUUUUUGAUGAACUGCACAGACGCGGCAACUUGGAAUGGCAAGAUAGAUCGCACAAAGUCGCGAGCAUACAGUGGCGCAAGGCAAGUAGUUGGGCGGCUGAUAUUGAGAAGUGGGUGCGAGCGACAGGCCGUGGCAAUACGGUGUGCACCAUCUACGAGAUCACGGACGGUGAUGACACUGAGGGUGAGCCCUUCCACGGCCUUGAUCGUGCCGUUAUCACAGAGGCACUGCGCUACCUCGAGAAGCACGGCAAAGCCGAGAUCAUGGACGGUGGAGAGGGCGUCAAGUUUUUCAUCUAG